Molecule: messenger RNA, 1606 nt
Organism: Brachypodium distachyon (stiff brome)
Lineage: Eukaryota; Viridiplantae; Streptophyta; Magnoliopsida; Poales; Poaceae
Product: glycerate dehydrogenase
Exons: 10
Coding region: 114-1274 (386 amino acids)
Cellular component (GO): cytosol
Molecular function (GO): hydroxypyruvate reductase [NAD(P)H] activity; NAD binding; glyoxylate reductase (NADPH) activity
Source: RefSeq, a predicted model, not a curated record
GUUUCUUCUCAACCUGAUAAGAGAAAGAAGAGACCCUACAAGUAGCGCUUUCAUCACCACUUGCACCUUUGUUCCUGCUUGUUGCUGCUGCCUGCUCAACUUUGCCACUACCAAUGGCGAAGCCGAUAUCGAUCGAGGUGUGGAAUCCCAGCGGCAAGUACCGCGUCGUGAGCACCAAGUCCAUGCCCGGCACCCGGUGGAUCCGCCUCCUCACCGAUAACGACUGCCGCCUUGAGAUAUGCACAGAGAAGAAGACCAUACUCUCUGUUGAUGACAUCCUAGCGCUCAUCGGCGAUCAUUGCCACGGUGUCAUCGGACAGCUGACAGAGGACUGGGGGGAAGUGCUCUUCUCGGCGCUCAAGCGCGCUGGAGGGACAGCCUUUAGCAACAUGGCGGUUGGGUACAACAACGUCGACGUUGAUGCUGCCAACAGGAACGGCAUCGCCAUCGGCAACACACCUGGGGUUCUGACGGAGACGACGGCAGAGCUGGCAGCAUCGCUGUCGGUGGCGGCAGCCCGGAGGAUUGUUGAAGCUGACCAGUUCAUGAGGGCUGGCCUCUAUGAUGGAUGGCUCCCUCACCUGUUUGUGGGGAAUUUGCUCAAGGGGCAGACUGUCGGGGUGAUCGGUGCUGGUCGCAUUGGCUCGGCGUAUGCCAGGAUGAUGAUUGAGGGCUUCAAGAUGAAUCUAAUCUACUACGACCUGUAUCAGUCGACGCGGCUCGAGAAAUUCGUGACAGCGUAUGGGCAGUUCCUGAAGGCGAACGGCGAGCAGGGAGUGACAUGGAAGAGGGCUGGCAGCAUGGAGGAAGUGCUGAGGGAGGCCGAUGUGAUAAGCCUGCACCCGGUGCUGGACAAGACGACGUACCAUCUGAUAAACCCCGAGAGGCUGGCCAUGAUGAAGAAGGAGGCGGUGCUGGUGAAUGCGAGCCGAGGCCCGGUGAUCGACGAGGCGGCACUGGUGGAGCACCUCAAAGCCAACCCCAUGUUCCGCGUUGGGCUCGACGUGUUUGAGGAUGAGCCUUACAUGAAACCGGGGCUCGCGGAGAUGAAGAACGCGGUUGUUGUGCCCCACAUUGCAUCGGCAUCCAAGUGGACUCGUGAAGGAAUGGCAACACUUGCUGCUCUAAACGUCCUUGGUAAAAUCAAGGGGUAUCCAGUGUGGGGAAACCCCAACGCCGUGGAACCUUUCCUGGACGAGAAUGCUACGCCGCCGCCUGCUUGCCCAAGCAUCGUCAAUGCAAAGCAACUCGGCCUGCCAUCAUCCAAGCUUUAGGGAGAGGAAAGACGCUAAUGGCUGCUUCAGAUACAUACACAUAUAUCCUGGAUCACCACUGCUUGCCAUAGCUAUAGUUAUAGGUUAUUAUAAGUAAUAUAUAAUUAAUGAGACAACAAGAUCGAAUUUGGACAUGGAGCAAGUUUUAUCAGUUUACAAGCUAAUCGUGUGAUGCCAACCUUGUCAGUCAUCGAUUACAGUUUGAUUUCCUUUCGAGCUUUUGAUGAUUCCGUUAAAUAAUACUCCAUCCGAUGUCUCGGGAUUAGAUCCGAGGGAGAAUCAUAUACAUGUGUGAAAUCUGCAGGAACAACGGCACAAAGAAAUUGAUGAUA